AUGUCAGGCGGUGGCUACGAACGGGUAAAUACCCGCGAUGAAGAAGAUCACAGGACAGGGGCAACCGGGCCCCGAGAAAUGAACCCAAUUCCCAAUUCACCGCCUCCUUCCUUCCACUCCAGAGCCUCUUCCUUCGAGCGGCGCCGACAACGCGUGAACCAAGACCUUGCAGAUGCUUUCGAUGCCGACGGAGACGAUAGUGAGGACGAGUCCGAUGAUCGACAGAGGCUGGUGCGAAACAACAGCCUACCGGCCGAACCCACCACACCAUCACAGAGUAACGAGGAGACGCCAGCCAGAACAGGGAGGAACGGGUAUCAGUCAGUACCGCAAGUAGGGAGUGCAAGCCUAGGAGGAAGGGUUUAUGGUGGUGGCUCGCAGGCGGACGGAGUAUUUUCCAACAUGUCUGCGAAGCCCGAGAGGAGUGACGGCGAGAAGGAGGAACAGCCACCAUCAUACGAACAAGCUGCGGCGGACCAGGCGCCACCGUACUGGGAGACGACGAUCCUAGCACCCGGUCUCGGUGGACCAGACGAUGUGUUUAUCGAUGGUCUACCGGUUGGCUCUUUCUUCAGUUUUCUCUGGAACGCCUUGAUUUCGUGGUCAUUCCAAAUCGUCGGAUUCCUCCUCACGUACCUCCUACACUCUUCACAUGCGGCAAAGAAUGGUUCCCGGGCGGGCCUAGGUAUCACAUUAAUCCAAUUCGGAUUCGGCCUCAAGACCACUGUUGGCUCGUCGCCGCCUUCUGGGCAGAUGCCUGGACCCGACGGUUACGCGAGCCCCCCAGAUCCGAACUCCCACGACUUCGAUCCGAGCGAUGUGACGAACAGUGACGACGACGCAUUUGACAUUUCCGGAUCCGAGUGGCUUUCUUAUAUCCUGAUGGUGGUGGGAUGGUUCAUUCUCAUUAGGGCGAUUAGCGAUUAUCUGAAUGCGAGGCGACACGAGCAGCUUGUCCUGCAGAGUCCUGACCGGGGACUCCCGGUGCCUAUUAUUGCUGAGGGAGAGCCUCCAGAAAGAACCGUAUAG
Molecule: messenger RNA, 1029 nt
Organism: Scedosporium apiospermum
Lineage: Eukaryota; Fungi; Ascomycota; Sordariomycetes; Microascales; Microascaceae
Exons: 3
Coding region: 1-1029 (342 amino acids)
Biological process (GO): positive regulation of protein ubiquitination; metal ion transport; vacuolar transport
Cellular component (GO): endoplasmic reticulum; perinuclear region of cytoplasm; Golgi apparatus
Source: RefSeq, a predicted model, not a curated record